UUCGAUGGAAGCAAGUUGUAACACCACUUAUUACCAAAAGCUUUGGGUGGCCGGGUGUCGUGGCUUUUGACCCUAUUUGUGUAUCCGUCCAAACGCGCCGUUUACCAAAUUGCAGGCCUCCAAUCGCGUCCAGUCCAAUUACAGUCAGACAAAGCUUACCAUUUCCAGCUCCCUCAACAGAAUUUUAUCACUCGUCUCUUCGAUUGAUAGAAUUCCCACUCGGAGGGAACCUCAAUUUUCUGCACCGCCGGCACCUUCACUCUCUCUCUCCCUCUCUCUCCCUCUCUCUCCGCCUCCGAUUGGGUGUUGGUAAUUGGGCAGAAUCUUGAACAUGUAUCACGCCAAGAAGUUUUCAACGGCGAGCUUGGUCCCACACAAGCCCCAGAGCUCCCAGGAGCUUGCGAACGUCGGGGCUGUCAGCGGCGGUUCCUCCGUGAAAAGCCCAACGCCUUCCGGCGGGGGAAGCGGGAAGCAACGGCUCCGCUGGACUUCAGAUCUCCACGACCGCUUUGUCGAUGCCAUUACUCAGCUUGGCGGACCAGACAGGGCAACACCUAAAGGUGUUCUGAGAGUGAUGGGUGUUCCAGGACUAACUAUUUAUCAUGUGAAGAGUCAUUUACAGAAAUACCGACUUGCAAAGUACCUGCCAGAGUCUCCAGCUGAUGGUUCUAAGGAUGAGAAGAAGGGUUCUGGAGACAGCCUAUCUUGCUCAGAUUCUUCUCCUGGAGUGCAAAUUAAUGAGGCAUUGAGGAUGCAAAUGGAAGUUCAGAAGCGUCUUCAUGAACAGCUUGAGGUUCAAAGGCAGUUGCAAAUGAGAAUAGAAGCUCAGGGUAAAUACUUGCAGAAGAUCAUCGAGGAGCAGCAAAAGUUUGGUGGUUCACUCAAAGCGUCAGAAGCGUUACCAUCAGCCGAGGAAAAGCAGAAGCCAGCUCAGUUGGAGACAAUGGGCGAUGCAUUGGCCGCACCCUCAUCUCCCCGAAAGAAACAAAGGGUGGAUGAAGGGUUGCCAGACGGUUGCACCACAUCUAAUCUGCCUCUAAAAGCUGACCAGAAGAACGAAUUUGUGGGUCAGUGGGAUCGAGACAUGUAUGGAAAUGACGGUGGAUAUGGAUUUGGCUUGCAAACAGAGUUUAAAGAAAGAGAUGGCAGUGCUGCACAGAAAGCACCUAUGGAGUUAGAUCCCUUGUGUGGUUCAAAACAAUAGGAAGGAAUCACCAUUGUUGGUAAUCUUUGAUGAAGCAGUCUUUGUGCAAUUAAUUAGAAACCAUGUUAUCUAUACCACGUAAAUAUACAUGCGAUCGACUUGUAAUUAUACAAUGUAUGAAUUUUCCUUAGUGUACUAGUAGCAUGUAAACUCCAACUCCCCAGAAAAUAUGUUUGUUAGUUGAAGUACACUCA
Pyrus x bretschneideri (Chinese white pear) is the source of this 1398-nucleotide messenger RNA. Its product is annotated as myb family transcription factor PHL7-like. NCBI's taxonomy places the organism in Eukaryota, Viridiplantae, Streptophyta, Magnoliopsida, Rosales, Rosaceae. The record is from RefSeq and is a predicted model, not a curated record. Gene Ontology annotation, molecular function: DNA binding; DNA-binding transcription factor activity. Bases 332 to 1204 code for a protein of 290 amino acids. The transcript is spliced from 6 exons.